Molecule: messenger RNA, 4977 nt
Organism: Lymnaea stagnalis (great pond snail)
Lineage: Eukaryota; Metazoa; Mollusca; Gastropoda; Lymnaeidae
Source: the annotation of a GenBank genome assembly
ACAUGAUAUUGAUAAUUAGGUCAAUAAUGACUUCUUGGUAUUCUAGGGUAAUAUUAAUAUUAACGUUUAACUUCGUUAUUUUUUCCAAUUGACGACCAUUCAUUGAUUGUCGUGUCAACAAGAGCGACCAAAGUAAAUACUACUUGUUCUGCUCUGUCUUAAGUUAACCUUCAAAUUUAGUAAGUUACUAUAAUGAUAAUACUUUAAUACUAUUAUGAACUUAUUAUAAAUAAUAAAAUUUUAAAAUAUUUUGCUUACCUCAGAUCUGUUAUUUUAUCAAUUAAUAUUAAUAGAUAAUCAUAAUAGUAAUAGUAAUAGUUAUCAUCACUGACAUCAGUCAUCAGAAUUCCAUCCAUCCUCAUUCGGCAUGAUUCAGAAUAUUCCUGGGCUUGAGUUUACCAAACACAAAGACACAGAUAAUAAUUAAAAUUAUGAUUGUGGGCUUAUUUUUAUUAAUUAAUGUUUAAUAAUUUAAUGAUCAACAUUUAUUUAUUAAAUAUGUCACUAAAUGCAACAUGUUUACAUGUGGGAGUGACUUCCCUUUGUCAAAGUCCUUUGUUUAUUUUUACUAAAUUAUUUUAGGGAUCGAUUUAGGGUUCAGGUUAGGCAUAGGGAUAGAUGACUUCAUGUGUCAUAUUAACCAAGAUGGUAGUUAUUGAGAAAAUAGUGGCAAUCGUAGUCAAAAUUUACCGAGAUGCCAUGUAUUUUCCCAUGACCGCCAUCUUGGUUGCCACGACCCAUGAUUUAACUGGUUAACUACCAUGAGCCGGUGGGAGCGGCUAUGAGCCACUGGUAGCGGCUAUGAGCCACUGGUAGCGCCAAUGUUUGUAUCGUAGUCAAUGUGACCCUAGAUUUAAUUUGGACACAGCGGGCUUUUCAAUCUGGUAGCUUAUCAGUUAAUGUAUCCCUAAACCUAACCUGAACCCUAAAUUACUAAAAAAAAUCUAAACCUAACCGGGUCUACUGACUCUAAACCUAGUAUUGACCCUAAACCUAACCUGGGUAUUGACCCUAACCUGAACUCUCUAAAUAUAUCCUUAAACCUAACCUGAACCCUAAAUGUAUCCCUAAACCUAACCCAAACCCUAAAACUAGCCCUUAAGUUAAAGCCUCAUGUCUCAAGUAAAAAACAUGUGUACAGCAGCAGUUACACACUGUCACUGUGGCAAGAAAACUAAAAAAUAAAGAAAAACAAUUUUAAAAAUAUUCCUAAAAUAGAUAAAAAAUGAAAACCCAACUUACAGUUUCAUAGAAUACACUUUUACACACUUUAUUUCAGCUUCCAUUCAAAAUCCAAAAAAUGAAUAAAACACCAUGCCGUCAUGCAAUAAUGCAUUUUAAAAUGUGGCGGAACAAUUAAAAUAGCCGAACAAUGAAAUUUUAAAAUUAUAAUUAAUCACCCAAUAAAAUUUUUAUACAAAAUAUGCCAUCUUCAUAUUAAGGAAAAUGUCACUCUAGUAACAAAAAACAAGGGGAGUGAAGCCAAAACAUAAACUUAACAAAAACACGCAAAUGACGUCUUGGCAUGCCUUCUUUUCCUCAACCACUAUGUCAUAUAAUAAUAGGCUCAGCAAAGCCUAUACUGAUACUUAAACUAAAUAGUUUAAGUGUAUCACUGUUUAUGUGAGUCAGAGAAUAGCAGAAACUAGCUCCAGGACUGCAAGAGUCAAGUCAAGUGAUGACAAAUAUAAUAUAAAUAAUAUAAUUAAAACUGAAAGUAGAAAGUCCAAUCAACUAAAAAUAAUAUAAAAAAUAUUAAUUAUUCAUUUGGGUUUAAUUAAAUACUAAAAUAGCCUCAAAAUAUACUAGGCCUAGUCUACUACCAUAUUCUUCUGUUAGGCCACCGUCCUACAUAUCAAUUAUAAUUAUAAUAUUUGGAGCUGGCUGCUGGGAAGGGCUGAGCAGUUUUAAAUCAAAGUUUUAAGUGAUUUUAUUUCUGUUUGUUUGGAUCAAAGACAUGUAUAUGUUACAUAAGUUAUAAUUAGAUAUGGAUGAGGUACUGUCAUUUUUUGAUCAACACAUUACUAUUUACUCAUAAGUUAAAUAUAGCUCCAAAACUUUUAUCUGUUAACUGGAUGUUGAAUUGUAUAUUUUCAGUUGGCCUUCUCCAAGAACUGACAAUGGAUAAUGUCAUGUAUAACACAGUAUAUGUCUCCUAAAUUACCUAGAUAACUAUAUUGGACCUCCAAGCAUUGAGCAUAGUGAGCUAUAGCAAAAGUAUUAAUUAACUUUUCAUUAUUGAGCGAUUCGACAUGUCAAAAUAGUUGCAAACAUUUUCAUAUAUUUUUCUACGAAAAUGGCAAACAACAUCCCAAAUGAAGAAGAUGAUUUGAGUGACUCUGAAGUUAGCCUAGAAUUGGUUAAAGCUGAAAAAAGAGCCAAAUGGAGAAAUUUGGCUUCAUUUUGGAUAUUUGGACUUUGCAAUAAUUUUGCUUAUGUUGUGAUGUUAAGUGCUGCCCAUGACAUAUUAAAAGAAGAAGAGUCAUCCUCCAACAGUACAAACUCAUCAAGCUCACAAAUGACAGAACCAACCAGCAGUAAUGUGUCAUAUCUUGAGUGUAAUACUGUCAGCACAGGAGCAAUUUUGUUAGCGGAUAUCUUACCAACACUUAUUGUAAAGUUGACUUUUCCUUUUUUCCUUGAAAAAAUAUCAUACAGAAUCAAAAUCACAAUUAUUUCUGGUUUUGCAUUAAGCAGCUUUUUGAUUGUUGCAUUGGCACAUGAAGUAUGGCUGAGUAUCCUCGGAGUUGUCUGUGCUAGCAUAGGGGCUGGACUAGGAGAAAUAACAUUUCUCAGUCUGACUACAUUUUACACUAGGAAUGUGGUCUCAAUGUGGUCUUCUGGUACAGGUGGAGCUGGUGUUUUUGGAGCUCUUGUCUAUGCUGGAUUUACAAGUGCAGGUUUGUCACCCAGGGAUUCUUUACUCAUCAUGGUAAUUAUUCCUGUUAUGAUGAUGGCUUCUUACUUCCUGCUGCUAACUAAACCCCUUGAAAAAGAGAAGAGGAUAGAUGAUUCAACAUUAUUAAUUGAAGAGGAACGACAUAAGAAAAUUAUUCUAACAUUCAAGCAAAAGUUAUUUCUCAUUCCUUCAUUAUUCAAGUAUAUGAUCCCACUGACACUGGUUUACUUUGGAGAAUAUUUCAUCAAUCAAGGUCUGCAUGAGUUGCUGUACUUUAAUGGCCAAUGGCUUUCAAAGAGUGAACAAUAUCGUUGGUAUCAAGUUGACUAUCAAAUUGGUGUAUUUAUCUCCAGGUCAUCAGUCAAUCUGGUGCACAUCAAAGCACUUUGGAUUCUUCCAAUUUUACAGUUUGUAAAUCUGGCCUUGUUGCUGUGCCAGGUAUUUUACAGAUUUAUUCCAAGCAUCUGGAUAGUGUUUGUUAUUGUUCUGUGGGAAGGCCUGCUAGGGGGAGCUGCAUAUGUCAAUACAUUUUUCAGAAUUACAAACGAAAUACCCCCAGGAAAGAGAGAAUAUUGUAUUGGAGUAGCAGCAUUAGGUGAUUCCAUUGGGAUAGCAGUGGCUGGAGUAGCUGCUAUACCUUCCCAUAAUGCCAUUUGCGGUCUAAACUUAAAAAUGUAAUAAUUUAACCGACUAGUUUCAAAAUGUACAAUGACAUCAACUUCUUGUUUCAAGAAAAAAAAAACUAAAAAAUGUUCCAAAAAAAAAUAUUUAAAAUGGAAAAACCUGCAUCUGAUGUUAUAAAUAUUUUCAUAAUGGAAUUAUUAGAUAUUUUAGAAUAUCUAUUUAUUCCAUUAAGAUGUAAGAAAAUAAAAACACAUUUGGAGUUUUAAGGUCUGGUGUUCUUUUAGUUUAGACAAGAUUUCUUAAUCAUCACUGUAACAAUUUGUUUUUUUCCAAAUGUCAUAAAAAUAUAACAUUUACUUCACCUUUUACUAGACUUUGCUACAUAAAAUUAGACAAUAGUCUUGUAUUUUUGUAAGCAAUGAAAUUGUUUUGUAAAGUUAAAGGUAGGCUAAUUACAUUGUGGUUAUUACAAUAUAGGGCACCAUAGGUCAAAGCAAAUUAAUUUAGUUCUAUCAGAUUGUCAAUAAAAAGUUGCAAGUCAAUCAUUGUGCUCUUUUGAUUAAUAUAGAUUGCAUAUUCAUUUAUAUAACCAUUAGCUUUUCCUCAUUCCCUGAUUUCAACUCGCUGUUUUGAGUGUGUAAAAUUAUAGUUAUUGUUUGGAGUCUAUUCACUACUGCUCUAAUUCUUAGUAUUAAUUUGAUCUGUUAAUGUAUCCUCUUUCUUAAAUAUAUAUUGUAUUACAGUAUAUUCUUGAUCAUACGCUGACUUUUUUUUUAAAAUUUCAGGAGAAUAAGUCGUGUGAUGGGCUUGUAAGCGGAUCGUAGGUGUUUAUACAUUUUUUCUCCAGGCACAUUAAUUCUAUUAUAGAAAACAGUGAAGAAAAAUGUAUCAAGUGGACUUCAACGUAAAGUGCAAAGUUGGCUGUGAACAAAAUUCAAUUAUAACGCACAUAAUGAAUGUUUUAUCAUAUCUCUCAGCUUGUUCCAGAUAGCUUUACUUGUGUCUCAAUUUUUUCCCUGCAAUCGUCUUCGAACUUUAAUCUUUUGUAAACAUUUUGGAAAUCAUUAGCUUCAAAUUCAUAAUGACAAUUACGCGCUAAGCUUAUUCUGGAAGUAUUUCUGUGUAUUAUGUAGUGUAGUUCCUCUAACUCAAGUAGAUUAUGCCAUGUAACACACAAAAGAUAACUUGCUGCUUAUCUUGUGUGAAUAUUUUCAUGUGUUAUUACAUACAAAGAGCUUGAAUGACCUGCAUAAUUUUUUCAAAUGUUUUCUUAAUUAGUGAAAAAUUGUGAGCAACCCAGAAAAUAGUUGAUACUCUUUAAAGACACAUGAGUGCAGUCAAUGAGUACAUCCCAUUUAAAGACACAUGAGUGCAGUCAAUGAAUACAUCCCAUUUAAAGACACAUGAGUGCAGUCAAUGAGUACAUCCCAUUUAAAGACACAUGAGUGCAGUCA